AUGACCAGCCCUGACAUGGCAAGGAACAAAUCCUACAAGGACCUGGACUCCCUCCUAGCGACUGUGCCAAAAGCGGACAAGUUGAUUGUCCUCGGUGACUCUAAUGCCGGCGUCGGCACAGACCAUGCUGCUUGGAAGAGAGUGCUGGGUCCCUAUGGUCUCGAUGGCUUCAACGACAAUGGCCUGCUCCUUCUACGAACCUGCGCAGUACACCAGAUCAUCCUACCCAACACAUUCUUCCGCCUCCCGAUGCGAGAGAAGACCACAUGGAUGCAUCCUCGGUCGCGACAUUGGCACCUGCUGGACAAUGUCCUCGUCCGGCGGUGAAGCCAGCAGGACGUGCCGGUGACAAAGGCGAUCUCGGGUGCCGAGGGGUAGACCGACCAUCGUCUCGUCAUCUCCAAUAUGCGGGUUCACCUACAGUCUCGCAGGAGACCUCAAGAUAAGCGACCCCCAGGUAAGCUAACUAUCGCUCUGUUGUCUUUGCCUGCUCAACGUCUCCAUUUCAGUAACGAGUCAGCUCAACCGCUAGACAAUCUCCCAGUCGCUGUUAGCUCCGCUGACGAGAACGCUUCCGUGGAGAACCGAUGGUGUCAACUGGAGGACACAGUCCAGUCGACGCCCCUGGCCGUCCUCGAUAGCGUAUGCCGCCAACAUCAGAACUGGUUCGAUGACAACGACACCGCCACCAGCAACCUGCUUGCCGAGGAGAACCGCCUGCACAAAGCCUAUGUCAACCACCCCACCGACGACAACAGAGCAGCCUUCUUCCAUAGUCGCCGCCUUGUGCAAUAG
Messenger RNA from Spirometra erinaceieuropaei, 795 nucleotides. NCBI's taxonomy places the organism in Eukaryota, Metazoa, Platyhelminthes, Cestoda, Diphyllobothriidea, Diphyllobothriidae. The record is from the annotation of a GenBank genome assembly.